Molecule: messenger RNA, 444 nt
Organism: Solanum dulcamara
Lineage: Eukaryota; Viridiplantae; Streptophyta; Magnoliopsida; Solanales; Solanaceae
Exons: 2
Coding region: 1-444 (147 amino acids)
Source: RefSeq, a predicted model, not a curated record
AUGAAUAUCAGUUAUAAAGAGGGAAAUCCUAUUUAUGAUCAUAUAAAUAAUUUUCAGGGUGUCCUUGACCAGCUGUCUAAAAUAGGUGUAAAGUUUGAUGAAGAAAUACAAGUACUCUGGCUUCUUAAUAUUCUGCCAGAUUCUUUUGAAACUCUUCAAGUUUCUUUGACUAAUUCUGCUCUUGGUGGUAUUGUAACUAUGACAAGGGGAGAAGCAAGUUUAGAGGUCACAAUGAGUAGAAGUAAGUCAAAGUCUAAGUACAAGAAUAUUAAAUAUGAUUAUUACCACAAGAAUGGGCAUGUUAAGAAAUAUUGCUACAGGUACAAGAGAGCUAUGAGACAAUAUAAGAAAGAUGGCGAUAAUGAAAAUCAUGUUUCUAUUAUUGCUAAGGAUGAUCUUCUUGUUACUUGUGGUGAAAAUGCCAUUAAUCUUGUUUGUGGUUAG